Messenger RNA from Owenia fusiformis, 2397 nucleotides. The record is from the annotation of a GenBank genome assembly. Lineage: Eukaryota; Metazoa; Annelida; Polychaeta; Sabellida; Oweniidae.
CUCAAGUAUGAAACAUGCUGCAGAAACUCUCAGCUUUCAUUGCACUUGUAGCUGUGUAUUUGUAUUUCACAAAGGAUAAUUUAGACAUUGAUUCUAUGAUAAGAGAUGUUCUGGAUGAGGAAUAUGACUAUGUAAUAGUUGGAGGUGGUUCAGCCGGAGCAGUCAUAGCUAACAGAUUGUCAGAGGAUCCCCACACCAGUGUACUCUUGUUAGAAGCUGGUGAGGCAUGGUACCCUACAACCUCUCUUCCCAUAGGAGCCCUAUUCAACCUUGGCACUAGGAUAGACUGGCAAUACAAGACAAUACCACAGAAUCACUGCUGUCGAGGAUUAAAAGAUUCAGUGCAAAACAUAGCGAGGGGAAAAGUCUUAGGAGGAUCCAGUUCAAUUAAUGCUAAUUCAUAUGUGAGAGGGAGCAAGCAUGACUAUGAUAUGUGGGCAGAGAUGGGCAACACUGGAUGGAGUUAUGAGGACGUGCUUCCUUACUUUAAGAAAUCUCAAACACAACUAGACCAAGAUUUAAAGAAAUCAAAAUACCACGGGCACUCAGGACCUCUACAUAUAUCUCCUGCACCUAGACUAGAGGGAACAAAGUAUGUAUACAAGGCAGCAGUUGAAGCAGGCCUUGAAACACCAGAGGAUUUUAAUGGAGAAGAACAACUAGGUAUGAGUUUCAACCAAGUGAAUGUAGACAGUAAAGGAGAAAGAUCCAGUACUGCAACUGCCUUUCUCUAUCCAGUUAUGCACAGAGAGAACCUGCAUAUUGCAACAAAGGCCCAUGUCACUAAAGUGCUUCUAAAAGGGAAGAAGGCUGUUGGUGUGGCAUACAUCAGAGACUUGGUAAAGAGAAAAGUGAAUGCUAGAAAAGAGGUGAUACUUUCUGCAGGUGUCAUUGGAUCACCACAUAUUCUUUUACUUUCUGGUAUUGGACCAAAAAACCAUUUGGAGGCAAUGAAUAUCCCAGUGGUUGCAGAUUUGCCAGUUGGGGAGAAUUUACAAGACCAUGUUGCAGCUCAGCAUAUCAACUUCUUUACUAAAGCUCAAACAAUAACAGAGAAAGACAUUACCUCUUGGCAAGAAAGAUGGAAAUAUUAUUUUUUUGGGACAGGUGUUAAAAGGAGCACUGUAACUGAUAUGGUUUACUUCAUGAAGACUUCACAUCAGCCAGCUUUCCACAAAUUCCCAUAUGUACAAAUGUUCAUUAAUGCAGCACUAAUUGGAGAUAUAUGGAAAGAUGUAAUAGGGGUCCGUGAUGAGGUAUGGGACAGUAUGUAUCCACAUGAAGAGUAUGAUGGCAAGAUGGGUCUCAGCAUUAUUGUUGUGUUACUCCACCCUCAUAGUAAUGGGACCAUCAGAUUGAGAUCAACUGACCCAUUUGAUUAUCCCCUGAUUGACCCAAAAUACUUGGAGGACCCAGUUGAUGUGAAACAUUUAGUAGAAGGAAUCAAGGUUGUGACUGAAACACUUUCCAAAACUCAAGCAUUUAAAGAUGGGGGAUUUCAAAUGAGUGCUAAACAUCACCCAUUAUGUACCACACAUGCAUUUAAUAGUGAUCCAUACUGGGAAUGUUAUAUUCGUGCAACACCUCUUAAUGUAUUUCAUCCUACAAGUACUUGCAAGAUGGGCCCUGAAUCUGACAACAACUCCGUUGUUGAUCCACGAUUAAGAGUAAAAGGAAUUGAUAACCUGAGGGUUGCGGAUGCAUCUAUCAUGCCAUUCGUCACCUCUGGGAAUACUAAUGCACCAUCUAUCAUGAUUGGCGAGAAGGCUGCAGAUUUGAUACGAGGAAAAACAACAGUCUGAAAUAUUGUCACAGUACAAUGAUGAUACCCAACCAUUAUAGAUAUCAACCUCAGAGACCUCCAAAUGUGUAACUAAAGGAUCUAUUUUGCAAAUGGAAUUCAGAAAUUUAUUGUUUGACUAUGACGUCAAGGUAACUUUAGAAUUAGAAACUCCUGUUAAAUAAAACAAACUUACAUGUGCCUUGGUUUCCUCCUGCAAAGAUUAGAUCCAUUGCAUAUUCCAGGUCUUCUGAAGCAAAUUUAGGAGAUCUUGACGUCAUAUGUAUGACAUCUACAAAGAUAUGAAAAGCAGCUCAAUGUUCAAGAAAUCAAGUCAAAGAGAGACUGCAUAGUGCAUACUGUAUAAGUGCUAUGUACAUGAAGAGCCAGAGUUGUGCAAGUGACAAAACGGAUAGUCUUACAGGUGAACAUGUGAAUUUUGAUUUCCAACAGAUGAAUUUUUGAAAUUUUUGAAUUCAUAACAAAAGCUAUAUUCACUUUCUAUUGGGUAAAAUGUAAAAGAUUAAGAAAACAAGGCAUUUUAGGAAUCUGCCCAGCCUUAUGCUAUUAUGCAAAACAUUGAAUCAAUACAAAAAUUUGUCUCUACACACAAUUUG